Molecule: messenger RNA, 915 nt
Organism: Ilex paraguariensis (yerba mate)
Lineage: Eukaryota; Viridiplantae; Streptophyta; Magnoliopsida; Aquifoliales; Aquifoliaceae
Source: the annotation of a GenBank genome assembly
AUGGGCGGUGGUGAAGUAGCUUCUUCAAGUUCUAGUCUAUGGUUAGCUGAAAAUCCAAGCAAGAGAUGGGGCGAAUUGUUCUUCCUUCUCUACACACCCUUUUGGCUCACACUCUGCCUCGGCAUUGUCGUUCCGUACAAGCUGUACGAGAGCUUUACUGAAUUGGAGUACUUGCUUUUGGGGCUUAUUUCAGCGCUUCCUGCUUUCUUGAUCCCAAUGUUAGCCAUUGCAAAGGCUGAUAGCAGCAUUCAUUGGAAGGAUCGUUACUGGCCUUCUCUUGUGCCAAAGAAACCUCCUCAUGCAGGAUCUCUGGCCUCAGUUUUUUACCUUGAUGUUUUGUCAGUUAAGGCCAGUCUGUGGAUAAUAAUUUUCAGCUAUGUUGGAAAUUACUUUUGGACCCAUUAUUUCUUCACAGUUUUGGGAGCUUCAUAUACCUUUCCAUCAUGGAAGAUGAAUAACGUGCCACACACAACAUUCCUUCUUACACACGUGUGCUUCUUGUUUUACCAUGUGACAUCAAACAUGACACUUCGUAGACUACAACAUUCUGUUGCUGACUUGCCAGACACAUUGCAGUGGGCUUUUAAGGCUGCAUGGAUUUUAGCUCUUUCUUAUUUCAUAGCAUACUUGGAGACCUUGGCUAUCGCCAAUCGAGACGAGAUGGUGAGUGAAAGUGAAUUGGUUAAUGAGGAAGAUACCUCGCUAGUUUUGAACCAGAUGAGGAUUGAUGAGACACCUGGUGAUCCGUGGGAUUUGCCAAGAGUGGCCAUUGAUGCUUUGGGGGCUGCAAUGCUUGUCACAAUCAUACUCGACUUGUGGCGCAUUUUUCUGGGUCCCAUUGUUCCUAUUCCAGAUGAAAAACAAUGCUUUCAACCUGGACUGCCAUGGUUUCCAGGUCAUGCCAAAGGAAUCUGA